Caenorhabditis remanei is the source of this 912-nucleotide messenger RNA. RefSeq lists its product as uncharacterized. NCBI's taxonomy places the organism in Eukaryota, Metazoa, Nematoda, Chromadorea, Rhabditida, Rhabditidae. Gene Ontology annotation, molecular function: tRNA binding. The record is from RefSeq and is a predicted model, not a curated record. Gene Ontology annotation, biological process: tRNA N1-guanine methylation. Bases 1 to 912 code for a protein of 303 amino acids. Gene Ontology annotation, cellular component: nucleus; nucleoplasm. The transcript is spliced from 5 exons.
AUGUCGUCGGAAAUUGAGCAAGCAGAAGUUGAAGAAUUGUCCGAGAAAGUUUUAGAGAACGUUGAAGAGCCGGAACAACCUCAGGAUGAAGAAGAUCCAGUUCCCGAUGGCAUGUCAAAAAAGCAAUUACGGCGCCAGAAGUACAAGCAGAAAUGGGAAGAAAAGAAAUUGAUCAAACGAGCAGCAGAAAGAAUCCGAAAAAAGGAGAAAAGAGCUGCGUUGAAGGAAUCUGGAGAUUUAUCAAAACUGAGGAAGAGGAAAGAUUUCCGAACAAUGGCACAAUCAAAUAGCAAGCAAAGAAUCGCUUUGGACAUGUCUUUCGACGACUUGAUGAUUGAAAAAGAUCAAAAACGAACUGUUCAACAGAUUGGAUGGUGUUAUACUUCAAACCGACACAGUCCAAAUCCAUUCCAAUUUCAUGUAGUGGGAUUCGAUGGACCAUCAAGAAAAAUUUACGAUGGCAAUGAGCACAAUCUGAAUCAAGACAUUUUCCUCCAUCACGAAAAAUUGGAAAUCGUAUUCAAACCGGAAGAAAUCGUAUAUUUGACUUCAGAAUCGGAGAACGUUUUGAGCGAACUCGAUGACUCGAAAGUGUAUGUAAUUGGUGGAAUUGUGGAUCAUAACUCUCAAAAAGGGCUGUGUUAUCGUAUUGCCCGAGAGAAAGGAUUUGGUCAUGCGAGGUUACCGUUGGACGAACAUUUACUUAUGAAAACUAGAAGGGUUCUGACUAUUAACCAAGUCUACGAGAUUCUAGUUCAUCACUCUGUGCACAAAGACUGGAAGGCUGCUCUUCUUUCCAUCGUUCCCGAACGUAAGAAUGUACAAGCAAAGGAGGAGGAAGUUAAAGAGGAAGAAGGUGUCGCAGUAGAAAAAUCGGAAGAGCCUUCCACUGAAUCAUCAUCAAAUAACUAA